UCCAUCUGCUACCAACAAUGUCUACUCACACCAGUGUUCUUCUUUUCAUCACUCUUUGGGCUUCCAUUCAGGAUGGUUUGGGUUUUCCGGUGAUGAAACAGCUGAAAACGGAGAAUGGUGAUGGUGUCCAAACACAAAAAAUGAGGACCAAGCGCUGUGCCUGCAGCAGCCUGCUGGACUCUGAAUGCCACUACUUCUGCCACCUGGAUAUCAUCUGGAUCAAUACGCCGAGUAAGACAACCGUUUAUGGUCUGGGAAGUGCUCUGUCCCGACGCAGAAGGUCCACUGGCCGAUGCACCUGUGCCAAACCUGAUGAUCAAUCCUGCACCAACUUCUGCAAUCACAGUCCUGAAAUCAAAUCUGUGAAGACAGAUCAACGUAACAUAUGGAGCAUCCUAAGAACUUUGGAUAGCAGGCCCAAGAAAGCUCAGGAUGCAGCUGAUCCAUACAGAGACAAAUCCUCUGAGGCUCAGGGGACAAAUACUCGCUAAACAAAUGUGGCUGCUGAGGCAGCAAGAGAGAGAGGAAGAGAGCAGCGAGCACCUGAACAAAUGACACUCCUUUGAUAGAGAGAAGGGAAAUAAAAGGCUGCUGAGAGAUGUGUCCAAUGCGGGAAGGACAAAGCGCCACAAAGAUGUCUGUUUGUCCCCGGAAAUAGAGGGUGGAAAACAAAACAGAGUUCUGCAGACACAUCAUGGAAACCAGAUGUGGUGGAUCAGCUUUUAGAAGAGCUCCUGCUGUAUCAGGAGAUGACAAUGCUGUGCCUUUGGUCAUGUUGGACUCGAACUGGCAGGUCGGUAAGAGUGGUACAGACAGA
Toxotes jaculatrix (banded archerfish) is the source of this 817-nucleotide messenger RNA. RefSeq names its product endothelin-2. NCBI's taxonomy places the organism in Eukaryota, Metazoa, Chordata, Actinopteri, Toxotidae. Gene Ontology annotation, molecular function: endothelin B receptor binding; hormone activity. Bases 18 to 491 code for a protein of 157 amino acids. The transcript is spliced from 5 exons. Gene Ontology annotation, cellular component: extracellular region. The record is from RefSeq and is a predicted model, not a curated record. Gene Ontology annotation, biological process: vein smooth muscle contraction; regulation of systemic arterial blood pressure by endothelin; intracellular calcium ion homeostasis.